ACUAAACGACUUAAACUAAACCGCUGAAAUGGCCCAGAAGAAAACCGUUGCCGCCAAGGGAAAGAAGGCCCCCAACCGCGUGGAGAAGGAGGAAGAGGAAAACGUGCUCGCCCAGACGCCCUCCAAGAAGGCCAGGAAGCAGCCCGUGAAGGAGGUGCCGCAGUCCAGCGAGGAGGAGUCCGAGGCCGAGGAGCAGAAUGGCGACCAGGCAGAGGACGACAGCGACUCCGAGGCCGGAGAUUUACUUGACGACGAGGCUGAGGAAGACGAUGAGGACGACAGUGAAGGAGAGGAGGAUGAUGACGAUGAGGUGGAACCUGGCGAGGUUUCCAAGACCGAAGCCGCUGAUGAAGAAGAAGACUCCGACGAUGAUGACGACGCACCUGUGGAGGAACCAGUUGCCAAGAAGGGCAAGGACACUAAGAAAGCCGGAAGCGAGGCGGGAGAAAAGAGCGGAAUUCCCAAAGUACGCGUUGGCAAGAUUCCCCCAGAGACGCCAAAGAAUCAAACCGUCUUUGCCACCAACUUACCAAAAGAGUUCAAGCACAAGGAUUUGGUGGCCCUGUUCGCCAAGUUUGGACCGAUUACCGCACUGAAUCGCUUCGUUUCUAAAAAUGGCUUCAGUUCAGUCAUUAUCGCCUUUGAAACGGCUGCUGCAGCGGAAGCUGUUCUGCAGGCCAAGCCCAAGUCGCUGACCCUUGGGAGCAAUGCUUUGAUCAUAUCCCAGCCGAAGGACAAGGACGUCUUAAACGAACGCACUGUGGUGGUUAGCCUGUUCGGGCCCAAAGUGACCACCGAGGAGUUAAAAGCCUCCUUCGAGAAAGUGGCUCCCGUGGAAUCGGUUUCCUUAUCCUCCAACCGCUUCAACCCCAAAGCCUUUGUUCGUUUGGCGUCAGUUGAUGACAUCCCCAAGGUCCUAAAACUGCACAGCACCGAACUCUAUUCUCGAUUCAUCACAGUGCGACCAGUUUCGUUAAAGAAUGCUUUGAAGACUCCGGAACUAACCCUGGUUGUCGAAAAUGUGAGCAAGCUGGAAUCUUACAGUGCCGACGCUUUGGAGAAAAUUUUCAAAAAGUUCGGCGAUGUGGAAGAUCUUGACAUUGUGUGCAGCAAGACAGUUUUAGCCUUCGUCACAUUUAAGAAGGCAGAAGCAACCACUAAGGCUUUGGCCCAGCUGCAGGGAAAGACUGUAAACAAUUUGGAGUUGAAGCUGCAGCGCUUUGAACGCAGCACGUCCGGAAAGGCGAUUCUUGUAACGAACUUGUCUCCUGAUACCACUGAAGCCGACCUGCGGGAAGUCUUUAACAAGAGCGGCGAAAUCGAGAGCGUCCAGUUGCUGAAAAACAAGGCCGUUGUGAAGUUCACAAAUGAGGACGGAUUCUGCAAAUCUUUCUUGGCAAACGAAACCGUCAUUAACAAGCUUCCCAUUUUUAUCGAGCCCAACUCGCUGCUGAAGCACAGAUUAUUGAGGAAACGUGUCGCUAUUGGACACUCCCACGCCCCUGCCAAAUUCCAGAAGACCGGGAACCAGGGCAAGAAACCCUUUAACAAGCGCCCAGCCCACGAAAAUGGUGGCAAACCUUUUGCGAAAAGAGGAAAGUUCUAGAGCUGGGAAAACUAAAAAUAUUUUAGUCUUAAGUUGUGCAGUACGAUGAAUACGGCCACAAUUCAUUUUAAUUCCGUGCUGCCGAUGUAAUGGAUUUAGUCGAUAAGAGAUACCCUUCAAGUUUUUACUGCAAAAAACUCGCCGUAUUUUAAACGGAUGUUAAUUUUUAUAAACAUUAAAUCCAAAACUAAAUAAAGGGUCAAAAAGUAUAUAAACAUUGAAAA
Messenger RNA from Drosophila takahashii, 1830 nucleotides. RefSeq names its product modulo (gene mod). The record is from RefSeq and is a predicted model, not a curated record. NCBI's taxonomy places the organism in Eukaryota, Metazoa, Arthropoda, Insecta, Diptera, Drosophilidae. Gene Ontology annotation, molecular function: RNA binding.